UCAGCUGUUUCUGUUGUUUGGCAAAGAAUGGAUUUGACGCUGGACAAAAAGCUUCAGGGAUUUCAGUUGGUGGCGCAGGAAAAGCUUUGCUCAAUACUAUGUUCCAUACCUGGAAAAAAGGAGUUAAUUUUGGAGCCAGAGUUGAUAAAGCCACUGGAACAUGUUGUCACUGCCUCCUGGUUAAAGCUGAAGGGCAUUCAGAGGAUCUACAAACAUGAUGCGGAGCAGUCUUUACCCAGAUCCGCUGAUGAGGUGCACAUCUAUAUGAUCCGCAGUGUUUUGGGAACCUUUCAGACAUUACUUAAACAACUGCAACCCGUGGCCAUGGAGCUGAUGCCGGACAUAUCCUUGAAGAUGUACCACAUAGUCUGUGUGCCCAGUUGCUAUUCCUAUUUCCAAACUCUCCUGGAGCAAGCAGGCCUCUAUGGUUUGGUGGAACUUCAUCACUUUAACUGGGAUUUCAUAUACUUUGAUCAGGGAGUUCUUAGUUUGGAGCUGCCCAAUCUCUACAAAUGCCUCUACCUCCAGGGAAACACAUCUCCUUUGCCUCCUGUGGCCCAAAGUCUGCGCUUGCUUCAGAUGAUCUGCGGUCAACCCGCUGUGAUCCUCAGCUUUGGUAGCCAUUCAUCUCAAUUGCUGCAGAUGUUGAAGGCUCUGGGGAAGCUCCCGGAAUCCACGACUCCCCCGGACUACGGCGGUUGGCUUAUCAUUGACCGGGAUAAGGAUUACCCCGCCAGCCUGCUCACGCCGGCCAUUUAUGCGGGCUUACUCCUAGAAGUUUUCGAGCAGCGUUCUGGUGAGAUUCUGGUGGAUAACUCAAAGAACAAGAUUAGCAGCCAGCGUGUGGAGCUGCUGCAGGGAAAAAAAGCCAAGGGAGGACCAAACCCAGCCAGCAAACCCUGCUCCAUUCGCCUAAACUCCCCCUCAGAUGAAAUUUACGCCGACAAUCGCUACAAGCGGUUUGCCCAGGUCAGCAGCUUAAUUCACGCACAAGUAAAAGCUUUGGGCUUGGAACUCCAGAAGCUCAAUGACAUGCAGCUGGAGGAGAUGCACGACUAUGUGGCCAGAAAGCUGCCCAAACUCACCGAGCUGAAAAGCAAAGUCCUUAGACAUCUGAAUGCCAGCGAGAUUGUGAUUCAAAUGAUGGGUAACUUUAGGAGGCUGCAAACUCUGGAGGAGGACAUCUUGAACAAUGUGUCGAGGAAACGAUUGCUAAGCGAGAUCGAUGAGCUGAUGACCACCGAUGGUCAGAGAUUUAAUACCCUACGAUUGCUGUGCCUUUUGCAUCAUUGUGUUGGCGUGGCGCCCGAGGAGCUGCAGAUCUUUGCGAGGAACUACUGCAAUCUGUUUGGCCAUCAGGAGUUGGGUGUAUUUCAGCAGUUGUCGCAGGCGGGACUGCUGCCACCACUUGUGGUGGAAAAGAAGGCUCCGACCAAGCUGCUUUCCAAUCUUCCGCUGCCCAAGUUCCAACAAACAGAGUUCCAGGCCAAUGCCAAUCGACUGAAGCUCCUAACCUCCAGUGGAGAUGGACCGGAUGGUGGCUCCGCCUCCAAAACGCAAGCUGCUGGCCUGCAAUCCUGCCCCAGUUUUGUGUUUAAUGGCACCUACAUCCCUUUGGUGGCGCAGCUCUGCUCGAUUUUGUUAAAAACCAAUAGUGCCGAGGAGUUAUCUUUAAAGCUGGGCAUGAUUGAAGGUUUGCAAUUGCAUCUGAAUACGGGGAAAACCACGCCCAAGAUGUAUGCCAACCAACUGAAGGUGAACGGAGGUGCAGAACAGGAUGUGUUCCCCUUGCGACUGAGGAAUCUCUUUGUUUUCGUCGUGGGAGGAGCUAGCUAUGCAGAAGUGGCCGCCUGCGAUUUCGUGGCCAAGCUGACGGGCGCCCAAAUAACCGUGGCAUCUGACUCUCUAAUGGCGGGCAGCGAUUUGAUCGCCACCGCCUUUAACCACUGACCAUGAACUAACCAAGAAUCUGUGUAUCAAGUGAUUUAUAUAUUUUUAUAUAGUGCUGAAGAACGCUUGUGAUUGAACAAUUUUCGAAUUCUAUUACUUAAUAAUGCUCUUUUCCGAAUAAAUAUUUUUAAACUAAA
Drosophila suzukii is the source of this 2087-nucleotide messenger RNA. RefSeq names its product vacuolar protein sorting 33B (gene Vps33B). The record is from RefSeq and is a predicted model, not a curated record. Lineage: Eukaryota; Metazoa; Arthropoda; Insecta; Diptera; Drosophilidae. Gene Ontology annotation, cellular component: CORVET complex; vacuole. Gene Ontology annotation, biological process: intracellular protein transport; vesicle-mediated transport.